Acanthopagrus latus (yellowfin seabream) is the source of this 4273-nucleotide messenger RNA. RefSeq names its product solute carrier family 6 member 3 (gene slc6a3). Bases 1906 to 3762 code for a protein of 618 amino acids. Gene Ontology annotation, cellular component: neuron projection; presynaptic membrane; neuronal cell body membrane. Gene Ontology annotation, biological process: dopamine uptake involved in synaptic transmission; sodium ion transmembrane transport. Lineage: Eukaryota; Metazoa; Chordata; Actinopteri; Spariformes; Sparidae. The record is from RefSeq and is a predicted model, not a curated record. The transcript is spliced from 17 exons. Gene Ontology annotation, molecular function: norepinephrine:sodium symporter activity; dopamine:sodium symporter activity.
GCUUAUUGACAAGGGUGGGUAGGUGGGGUUAUUGAGGGGUGGAGCAAAGAAGAAAGGAAAAGGAAGAAGGGCAAGUGGUUCAUGGAGAGUGGCGGGGAGGGACCUCGAAACUCUUACGAUCUGCGAUUUACUGUGUUAGGAGUGAUGAGGUCCAGCAAGAGCAAAGAAUGGGCCAACGUUCAGUUUUUGAUGCAUGAAAUGAGUGAUCUGUGUGUUUGCAUGCUCUCGGCAUGGGUUCAGAGUGGGCGGCGCUUGUUUUGGAAAAGCUGACGUCACUUAUUGUCACAAACCAAUCAGGAUUUAGCAAUAUCUGAGUAAAAACCUGAUAGCAGUUGUUGGGUUGUUUGCUAAGAAAACAUUCCUAAGGAUUGUUUUCUCGUUUAAACUUUAAUCUCUGCUCAUUUAGCCGUACAUACUUAAUAGUACUGAGGAAAAACUCUUGUUAUAUGUUGAAAUUUUACAUUUCUUUAUGUUGAAACUUUUUGUUACUUUAGCUUAAAUUAGAUAUUUUGUGACAACGCUGUGCAGUCGGUCUGGUUGAGUUAAUGCACAAAAACCACUUGGUUAGGGUUUGGAAAUGAUUACGUUUUGGCCUACCCAUCUUGGCCGGCACAAACAUGGCCUCAAAAUUGUCCCGACGUCGCUUUUAAAGAUAUCCAGUGGUGUGACACUUACACAUGUUGAAACACAAUCUCUGUCUCUGUAGCUUUCUUCCCUUUAACUCCACCACAUACAGUACCUCAGAAUAUGACCGUAAAGUCAUAAACAUUUGAUACAACUGUGAUAUGUGACAUUGUUUUGCAGAGAUUUUGACUGCAAAUAUUUUAUACUGCAGAUUUGGCCACACCUGUCACUGUUGUACCCACUGGAUUAACUGCAGUGUUUUUCCAGUCAAAUCAAUGAGAUAACUAACAUUUUGUCAAAAGAGUUUAUAAGCUAAUAUAACAUGUAUUGUAUUUAUUAGAUUAAAUACACGUUUAUCUCUGAAAAACAAAUGUCAUUGGACACUCGACUGAUUCGUCCUCACUUUGAGACACAUUUUCGUCGAUCAAGGUCAUGAAAUGUUGUUUUUGGGGUUGAGAUUAUAAUUUCAAUAUGAUUUAGAAAUUAAGGGGGGGGGGGACAUCACAUCUCCAAAGAGACCAGUUAUGCAGAGUUUAUAUGGAAAAAUGACUCCUUGGAAUAUGAAAAAGUUCCGUCUAAUGCAGAAUUGAUAAAACCCAAGGCUCUAACACAUCAACUCAUAUCAUGCAACUGCCCUGCAUGUACAGAUUUGCAGUCACACAGAAAGAAAAAAGUCGUCAUGGAAAAUGCUUAAAUCAGGUGAAAAGAUGUGCAAUGAUGGGAGAGAGAGGAGGAGGAACAGAUGAAGCUUGGCUGAGGAGGGAGGAGAGUGACGGGGAUGUGUAUGUGUGUGUGUGUGUGGUAGUGGAGGGAUGGAGGGGGGGUGUUGUUGAUUGUUUCUCAUACAAGAGUGGUAUCGCAGACAGAUCUCCAUACCAGACCACAGGGUACUCUGGGCUCUGUGUGUCUGUCACUGGAGCUGAAGACAGUGGGAGGGCUUUCUACAACUCCAUAGAUUUGCAAGGUCCUGUCAUCUUUCUCAGUCUUUACCUUAUCUUUUCUCUAAACAUUUUUUUGUUGUUGUUUUUGCUUAAAUCUGAGUUCAACUUAUCAAGGACGUUCUGUGUCAGUAUGGUCAGCUUCAGUUUGCGGCACACCGAAGAACAUCAGCACAACUGGAAUUAUAUCGUCUGAACUGACAGCUGGAGGAGCUUUUUUUUCAAAGUGCAAAGUUUUUAUCAACUAGAUCUGCUGUGCAACAUGUUGUGCUGAGACGAGACUGUUCAGCUUCCCUCCCCGACGACCCCUGGCAUUUCGCUCCCAAAGGCUGUGCGACCCUCCAUGCUAACGGAGACAGUCCCCGUCGGCCUGAUGUCCUCAGUUGUGGCGCCAGAAAAACCCACCUCCAACACCAUGGGCCCUAAAGAGGUGGAGCUCAUCCUGGUGAAGGAGCAGAAUGGGGUUCAGUUCACUUCCACCACCUUAGUUGCUCCAACCCCCACCCAGACCCACCCCAGUGGGGAGGAGGAGAGGGAGACCUGGGGGAAGAAAAUCGACUUCCUCCUGUCCGUGAUUGGGUUCGCCGUUGACCUCGCUAAUGUCUGGAGAUUCCCCUACCUGUGCUAUAAGAACGGGGGAGGUGCAUUCCUCGUCCCAUACCUGUUCUUCAUGGUGAUAGCAGGCAUGCCUCUUUUCUACAUGGAGCUGGCUUUGGGACAGUACAAUAGAGAAGGGGCAGCAGGGGUCUGGAAGAUCUGUCCCAUCUUUAAAGGUGUCGGCUUUACAGUGAUCCUCAUUUCCCUCUACGUUGGCUUCUACUAUAAUGUCAUCAUCUCCUGGGCGCUGUUCUACCUCUUCUCCUCGUUCACCAGCGAGCUACCGUGGGUCCACUGCAACAACACCUGGAACAGUCCUAACUGCUCCGACUGGGCUGACAACAGCUCAGUCGGCGACAUUUACAAGGCCACCCCUGCUCAGGAGUACUUCGAACGAGGGGUGCUUCACAUCCAGGACAGUAACGGUAUUGAUGAUCUGGGCCGCCCACGUUGGCAGCUGACAUCCUGUCUAGGUGUAGUGAUUGUUCUGCUCUACUUCAGUCUGUGGAAAGGAGUCAAGACCUCUGGCAAGGUUGUGUGGAUCACAGCCACGAUGCCCUAUGUGGUCUUGACUGUGCUGCUGCUCCGAGGAGUCACUCUGCCCGGAGCCAUUGAUGGCAUUAAGGCCUACCUCUCCGUGGACUUCCUGAGACUCUGUGACGCCAAGGUCUGGAUCGAGGCAGCGACACAAAUCUGUUUCUCUCUGGGCGUGGGGUUUGGUGUGCUAAUCGCAUUUUCCAGCUACAACAAAUUCAGCAACAACUGCUACAGAGAUGCCAUCAUCACCAGCUCCAUCAAUUCUUUGACCAGUUUCUUCUCCGGCUUCGUGGUCUUCUCCUUCCUCGGGUACAUGUCCCACAAGCACAACGUCGCCUUGGACAAAGUUGCCAGAGACGGUGCCGGUUUGGUGUUUGUUAUUUACCCAGAAGCCAUUGCAACAUUACCUGGAUCAUCGGUGUGGGCGGUUAUCUUCUUCAUCAUGCUGUUGACACUGGGCAUUGACAGUGCUAUGGGCGGGAUGGAGUCGGUGAUCACGGGGCUGAUCGAUGAGUUCAAAUUCCUCCACAAGCACAGAGAGCUGUUCACCCUCUUCAUCGUUGUUUCGACCUUCCUCAUAUCCCUCUUCUGUGUCACGAAUGGUGGGAUGUAUGUGUUCACCCUGCUCGACCACUUUGCAGCAGGAACAUCGAUAUUGUUUGGAGUGCUUAUUGAAGCCAUCGGCAUCGCAUGGUUCUAUGGAGUGGACCGAUUCAGUGAUGACAUUGAGGAGAUGAUUGGCCAGCGACCAGGAAUGUACUGGAGGCUGUGCUGGAAGUUUGUCAGCCCCUGCUUCCUCCUGUUUAUGGUGUGUGUGAGCUUCGCCACAUUUAACCCACCGAACUACGGCUCCUACACGUUUCCUCCAUGGGCUAACAUGGUUGGAUGGUGUCUAGCCAUGUCCUCGAUGACCAUGGUGCCUCUGUACGCCAUCUACAAGCUCUGCACGCUGCCUGGAAAGUUCUGCGACAGACUGGCUUAUGCCAUCACCCCUGAAACAGAGCAUCAUUUGGUGGAUAAUGGGGAGGUCCGGCAGUUCACACUGCAUCACUGGAUGGUUGUCUGAGUGAGAGCGAGAAAGAGAGUGAGAGUACGGACAUCGGGUGGAUGAAUGGAUGCACAGCAAAGGUCUGAGGAGCUGAGGAGAAGAACGAAAUAGCCAUUUCAACUGAUCACAGUGGUGGGUGGUGGUGGUGGGAGCAGUUUAAAAGUGCCGACAAAAAAAAAAAAACAUAGAAAUUAUAGUGUUUUCUGAUGUCAACAGUGGAUGUUUGAAGCUGUGCCAUCUCCACCUAUAUGUUCACACUAGUGAAUGGGAUUCAGUCAAACAGGUGACGUUAUGUUCGGGCUGCUUCUUCCCCUAAAUAUAAACUCUUAUUAAAGUAACACCAUGUGUGAGCUUGUCAGUCUUACUUUGCACUUGAGAAAUACUCUACACAUAGACCAUAUUCACACAGCAGCCAUUUUCCUCUGAUGUCUUGCUCAGGGUGGGAUGCUCAGAUGUAAUGGAAAAUGGUUUAUUACCACUUUACAUUGUGUCCAGUGCAUAGCGAUAUGUAAUAAAAGAGUAAAACUCA